Sphaeroforma arctica JP610 is the source of this 388-nucleotide messenger RNA. RefSeq lists its product as hypothetical. Lineage: Eukaryota; Ichthyosporea; Ichthyophonida. The annotation marks the transcript as partial. The record is from RefSeq and is a predicted model, not a curated record. The transcript has 4 exons.
CCCAUGAAAUUAGCAGAAUGGUCAACCGUGAUACUACAGAUGGCACGCCUGUUGAUUGAGCGCGGACGGAUUGUUGAUGCGCUGCUGGUAGCACCUGCGAACAUGACACAGAACAACGACAAACACAAAUUCAAACUGCUGUCGAUGGCGCUUGCCUUCUACCUUCAGGAAUCCAAUGUCUUCAUGACGGGUCUGAAGGCGCAUAUGAAGAGGUCGCCGCAGAUCUACGGCCCAGCCAACAUCUAUUCGGAAAUCCAGCGUUGGGCGAAGGACGAGGUGCAGGUACAACGACUGCUCGAACGUCACGCUUCGCGAUACACAUCCGUUCCGAUGGCGCUGAUGCUGGGCAACAGUUGCCUACAGAGUGGUGCACUGGCACUCGCACUCG